Messenger RNA from Cicer arietinum (chickpea), 594 nucleotides. The record is from RefSeq and is a predicted model, not a curated record. NCBI's taxonomy places the organism in Eukaryota, Viridiplantae, Streptophyta, Magnoliopsida, Fabales, Fabaceae.
ACAUACUUUCCAAGCAGCAUCCCUGUCCUACAACUUUAGUAUCCUUUUAAACCUCCCAACUCAUCACUACUCCAUAGCUUUUGAAUCUCUAAUUCUAAGGGUUCAUAAGCUCAUCAAAAGCACUACAAAAAUUUAAAUCAAGUUAUCAAAUAUGGGUCUAAACAAGCCUCAUGUGCUAAUUUUGCUUAUCAUCAUGGUUAUUUUAGUUUCUGAUAAACCAUCACUUACGGAAGGAAGGACGCUUUCCUUAAUUUCUAAUCAAGGGUACUCAAAUAUUCUUGCAACACUUGGAGUUGUUUGCAAGUGUUGUGAUGGAAUUGGAGGAACAUGCACAAGUACAUGGAAAAAAUCUUGCAAUAACUUGAAGUGUUCUCCUUGGAAAUCACACUAGUUAUUUGUGUUUUUUUAAAAGUAUUUCAUUUUCUGUACCUAUAUAUUAAUUAAUUAAGUUUAGAAAAUUCAUAUUAUAAAAAUAUGAGGUUGUUCUCUGCUAAUGUGAACAGCUUGAAUUUGUAACAAACUUUAUGUGUCCCUAGUUGUUGGUUUGAAACAAGUCAAUGGAUAUAAUAAUUAAACGAAUAUGUGAUCACUACA